AUGAAAAAAGCCCUUACAUCUCUUGCUGUUCUAGCCAGCGGUUUUAUCGCCGUCCAAGGUGUUUCAAUUCCUUAAUUCAAUAAGCUCAUGUAACAAACCAACAAGCAGUUGAGCCAACUCUAGGCUUAAGGAGGAGAAGACGUGUCUGAUCAAUUUGUCUCAAUAGGCGAUGGAAGAAAACCUGAGUUGGCUUCUAUUGAGGAACUGCUCUCCUCGUUCACAGAAUUAUUUGACAAUGACAAAGAUUUAGGUGAUGCUGUCACUCUUCUUAAUACUUAAGAUGGCGAUGAAGCCUAGAGAAUAACAAUGAAGAAAGUCUCUGAAGAAUCUGAUGCAACAGCUUUAUUUGCCUAUACUAAUCUCAAAUAACUAGUUGAUGGAGAUGAUGAUGGUGAAGUUGAAGUAGUUGUUUAAGGCACGCACUUGCAUGAAGAAUGA
Messenger RNA from Stylonychia lemnae, 438 nucleotides. Lineage: Eukaryota; Ciliophora; Spirotrichea; Sporadotrichida; Oxytrichidae. The record is from the annotation of a GenBank genome assembly.